AUGUCGAAUUUAUCAAAGUUUGAAUUUGUGGCACUUGACAUCUCUGGGAGUAACUAUUUGCCAUGGGUACUUGAUGCUAAAGGUCUUGGUGACACUAUUAAAGAAGGAAAUGAAGCAUCAAGUCAGGAUAAGGCGAAAUUCAUGAUUUUCCUUCACCAUCAUCUCGAUGAAGGGUUAAAAAGUGAAUAUUUAACCUUGAAAGAUCCAUUUCAACUAUGGACUGGUUUGAAAGAGGGAUAUGACUACCUAAAGGCCACGGUAUUGCCAAGAGCUCGUCGUGAGUGGAUGCACUUACGGCUACAAGAAUAUAAGAUCAUAUGUGAAUAUAAUUCUGCU
This is a messenger RNA of Nicotiana tabacum (common tobacco), 336 nucleotides long. RefSeq lists its product as uncharacterized. NCBI's taxonomy places the organism in Eukaryota, Viridiplantae, Streptophyta, Magnoliopsida, Solanales, Solanaceae. The record is from RefSeq and is a predicted model, not a curated record.